GUCCCUUAAUCGAUUAAAUCACUUUGAUUAAUCGAUUAUUAUACGAUUUUUGGUCUUUUAAAUUGACCUGGCUUCGUCUUCCUCGCCACUUCUCUCAGAAAAUCGAGACCGAGGCGGCGAAACCCUAGGUCUUCUUCCUCUAUUUUCUUCACAAAUUCCUUCAAUCUUUUCAACAAUUUUCACCAAAUUUCAUCAAUUCAAAGAGGGAAGAUGCCAAGGACCAAGAACGCUUCCUCGCGACAAGAAACAGCGGCGGCGGAAGAAGAAGAACGUCCAUGGCGUAAAGAAGGAAGCAAAUACCUCCACAUUCAAACCGGGCUUGUCUUCAGGACGGGAGCAUCAGUUGAGAGGUUCCACAACAACUUUCUCACGAAGGAAAUCGUCUCCCCAAAGAUUGUGGACAAGGACCUCUUCAAAUCGGCGACCUAUGCCCCGAGUAAGUCCCUUUUAGCUCAGCAAAAUUUGCUUCGUUUCAUUCACUUGACGUAUGAAUUCUUUUGUCCAAAUCUUAUACGUCAAUUUUAUGCAAAUCUUCGUACCACUAAGGGAGACUCGCCAUCUCUCGUUUCCUAUGUUGACGGCAAAAGCAUUGAAAUUGAUAGUGCCGGUUUGACCUCUCUCUUUGGCCUUUGCCGAGGUGAAAUUACCGAAAACUUGGAUGAAACAUUCCAAGAUGAGGUAAUUUGGCGACAACUCGGGUUAAACUCUCGUGACCUCAAGUUUAGAAACUCUAGCAACCCGAGUGUCAUCAACCUCACUUUGAUUCAACGCGUUCAACAAUACAUCUUCUCUUAUGUUUUGUUGCCCCGUGAUUCGAACCAUGGCGUUGUCAACAAGGAUGAUAUUCGUUUGUUUCACGUCCUGUUGAACAAUGUCAAAUUUGAUUGGGUUCACUUCUUUGUCGUUGCACUUAGUGAUGGUACUCGGUUUUCCCAUCUCCGUUUUGCCAUCCCGAUCAUGCAUAUCCUUGCUCGUAGCAAAGUGGAUUUUACUCGGGACACUCAGGUACCGGUGAAGAAGACUUGCUUUAUCACGGAAGCUAAGUUCACCCGGAUUGUCUACCGCGAGGAAAAUGAGCAAAAUCUGGAUUUGGUCAUUCGAGACGAAGUGGAGAGAGAGACAGAAGCUGAGUCAUCUCAGGCCGGAGGAAGUCGAACCACGAAACGCGUCACUCGUCAACGCAGGACUCGUCCGAGAGAAGAAGCACCAGAACCUUUUUGGGUGAAGAGAAUCUUUGAUACUCUCACAUGCAUCCGAGACGACGUUCGCCAGCUUAACGAGAGGAUGACUCGUAUCGAGCAUUCCCGCUCCUACCGUGGCCCGCGUCACAGCUUCAGCGGAGGAGCUCUUCCGGCAAACUCUCUUUGAUUAUUUUUUUCUCUUCUGUCUUAACUUAUUAUGAUACAUUGUUUUUUUUGCUAUUGUUGUUAUAACUCUUUUGGUGGAUGAUGAUGUUACUAAUUAUGCUUUUGUUUGUUGGUUUGGAAAUAUGGUUCUCUUUUAGAACAUAUUGUCCCUUUGUGGCAAUUAGAAGUUUUUAAGAAAACUCUUGCAAAAUU
Molecule: messenger RNA, 1559 nt
Organism: Cuscuta campestris
Lineage: Eukaryota; Viridiplantae; Streptophyta; Magnoliopsida; Solanales; Convolvulaceae
Source: the annotation of a GenBank genome assembly